CGGGUCUUUUUUAGCGCCAUCUGCUCGCGGCGCCGCCUCCUGCUCCUCCUCGCCGCCGCUGCCGCCCCUGAGUCACUGUCUGCGCAGCUCCGGCCGCCUGGCUCCCCGCACUCGCCGCCGAUAUUUGGAGUUCUUGCAACAUGGCAGACGUUGACAACAAAGAACAGUCUGAACUUGAUCAAGAUUUGGAUGAUGUUGAAGAAGUAGAAGAAGAAGAAACUGGUGAAGAAACAAAAAUCAAAGCGCGUCAGCUGACUGUUCAGAUGAUGCAAAAUCCUCAGAUUCUUGCAGCCCUUCAAGAAAGACUUGAUGGUCUGGUAGACACACCAACAGGAUACAUUGAAAGCUUGCCUAGGGUAGUUAAAAGACGAGUGAAUGCUCUUAAAAACCUUCAAGUUAAAUGUGCACAGAUAGAAGCCAAGUUCUAUGAGGAAGUUCAUGACCUUGAAAGGAAAUAUGCUGUUCUCUAUCAACCUCUGUUUGAUAAGCGAUUUGAGAUCAUUAAUGCAAUUUAUGAGCCCACGGAAGAAGAAUGUGAAUGGAAACCUGAUGAGGAAGAAGAAAUUUCGGAGGAUCUGAAAGAAAAGGCCAAGAUUGAAGAAGAGAAAAAGGAUGAAGAAAAAGAAGACCCUAAAGGAAUUCCUGAAUUUUGGCUGACUGUUUUUAAGAAUGUUGAUUUGCUCAGUGACAUGGUUCAGGAACAUGAUGAGCCUAUUCUCAAGCACUUGAAAGAUAUCAAAGUGAAAUUCUCAGAUGCUGGCCAGCCUAUGAGUUUUAUCUUAGAAUUUCACUUUGAACCCAAUGAAUAUUUCACAAAUGAAGUACUGACAAAGACAUACAGGAUGAGAUCAGAACCAGAUGAUUCUGAUCCCUUUUCUUUUGAUGGACCAGAAAUUAUGGGUUGUACAGGGUGCCAGAUAGAUUGGAAAAAAGGAAAGAAUGUCACUUUGAAAACCAUUAAGAAGAAGCAGAAACACAAGGGACGUGGAACAGUUCGUACUGUGACUAAAACGGUUUCCAAUGAUUCUUUCUUUAAUUUUUUUGCCCCUCCUGAAGUUCCUGAGAGUGGAGAUUUGGAUGAUGAUGCUGAAGCUAUUCUUGCUGCAGACUUUGAAAUUGGUCACUUUUUACGUGAGCGUAUAAUCCCAAGAUCAGUGUUAUACUUUACUGGUGAAGCUAUUGAAGAUGAUGAUGAUGAUUAUGAUGAAGAAGGUGAAGAAGCGGAUGAGGAAGGGGAAGAAGAAGGAGAUGAGGAAAAUGAUCCAGACUAUGACCCGAAGAAGGAUCAAAAUCCAGCAGAGUGCAAGCAACAGUGAAGCAGGAUGUUUGUGGCCUUGAGGAUAACCUGCACUGUAAUAGCCUAAACACAACUAUUAUUUACUUCUAGCCUUAUGUUUUUGUAUUUUCUUGGUAGACUCUUAAAUUCUUUUUAAAGGAAAGAAAUUGACAUUUUAAAAGACAAAUUUGUUCUAGCAUUUUAAAUAAUUUUCUGUCCCAUCUGUUGAAUGCACGGAUCUUCUCAUGCAUGUCCAUUUGUUGAUGCAGUUUGGUUCUUUGGGAAUAUUUUCAUCAUGUAGCUAUUGGAUUACAACCAUGAAAAUUAACAACAGUUAAACAUUUUUUUUUUGUUUGUUUGGCUAUUUUCUUUUCCUAAAGAACCAAGGUAGUGUUUCACCUGGUAGUACAAUGAGUUUUAAGUUCGCUUGCAUUAAUUGUGCUUUUUAUUAUAUUGUUACAGAAAUGCAGUGACUUAAUACUACUAAAACAAUAUCAUUAAACCUUGUGGUUAAGAAUUUCCAGUAAUAAGACCAAACCCAAUAAUUGUUAGAUUAUUCAUGGAUUUUUAUAUAUUAGAUAAUAGAGUUUAAUUAUAAGAAUUCUGACUCAUAAUAUAUAUGGCUAUUGGUUACCACAGGGAGGUGAAUAAGACCUAGAAACUUUAGUCACUAAUACUAUUAAAGAGUACUUUUAAAUUUUGCUUCCAUUAACUAAGCAUUUUUUUCUUUGUGGUAGGGUCUACCUUCUGCUUUCCUGGAAAGGAUGAAUUUACAUCAUUUGACAAGCCUAUUUGAAGUUUUUUUUGUUGUUUGUUUGCUUAUUUUUGUUUUUUCAGCCUAAAAUAAAAAUGUCAUACAAUUUUA
Dipodomys spectabilis (banner-tailed kangaroo rat) is the source of this 2141-nucleotide messenger RNA. RefSeq names its product nucleosome assembly protein 1 like 1 (gene Nap1l1). Gene Ontology annotation, biological process: nucleosome assembly. The transcript is spliced from 15 exons. The record is from RefSeq and is a predicted model, not a curated record. Lineage: Eukaryota; Metazoa; Chordata; Mammalia; Rodentia; Heteromyidae. Gene Ontology annotation, cellular component: chromatin; nucleus. Gene Ontology annotation, molecular function: histone binding; chromatin binding. The coding region runs from base 141 to 1316 and encodes 391 amino acids.